Micropterus dolomieu (smallmouth bass) is the source of this 2648-nucleotide messenger RNA. It is a transcript of the gene srpx2, whose product is annotated as sushi-repeat containing protein X-linked 2. The record is from RefSeq and is a predicted model, not a curated record. The coding region runs from base 700 to 1830 and encodes 376 amino acids. The transcript has 11 exons. Lineage: Eukaryota; Metazoa; Chordata; Actinopteri; Centrarchiformes; Centrarchidae.
GAUGAACCAGAAGGAUCCUUGCUUCACACAAACUGCGGAGACUCUGGUGUGAGGGUUAACCCUCUUGUCGUCACCGUGGUUCAUAAAGUUUAUUAGUAUUUUGUCAAACACGUUCUCUGGAUUAUAGUCUUUUAUUUUGUCUUCUAUUUUGAUGGACUCUGGGCUCUGAACCAAGCUGCGCCAAAUAACUUUUCUUCCCCCACGAGUGUCAUCUUUGCGUUUCUGACAUGCCCCUCGGACGCUUUGUUGCUGUGUUCAUUUUCUACUUCACAGGAAUGAAGAGCUGGGGAUGCAGCUCCUCCACAACAUCUCCCAACAUGCAGUUGGCCAGCUGCCUUCUUCUUCAGGUGCUCCUCUGGUUGCUGACCAGGCAGUUUAAUUACAGCUGGGCUCCCAUCACUGCCAGUUAAUUACUGAGGAUUCCCCCCCUCUGGGCCAAGAUAAUCACGUGACCUGAGAUCCACCCCGAAGCUCACACAAGCUCAGAUGAUGAAUGAAUGCAGAGACUGAAAGGAUGCAGCUGGCUCCGGCACCACAGUCUAUGACACUUUCACUGACUUUGCAGAGGAAGACAACACUCCUCAACUAGACUACAAAAACCCCUACUGGUGUCAUUCUCCGAGUCUGACCAAUGGGGAGGUGAUCUGCCACUCCCCUCGAGGCGGGGCCUAUCGGAGCACGCUGGGCACCCGCUGUGAGAUGAGCUGCGAUCGAGGAUACCGACUGCUGGGGAAAAGGUCAAUUCAGUGCCUCGCCAACCGACGCUGGUCUGGGACGGCAUACUGCCGCAUGGUGCGUUGCCACGUGCUGCCCCUCAUUCCACACGGCAGAUACACCUGCACUCAGGGCUUUGUGGUGGACUCCAGGUGUGACUUCACCUGCGACCCCGGCUAUCGCAUCGAGGGGGAACACUCACGCACCUGUCAGCGCGGGGGCUCAUGGAGCGGAGCACAGCCAGAUUGUGCAGACACAGAUCCUCCAAAAAUCAAGUGUCCUCCGUCCAGACUCAAGGUCGCCGAGCCUGGAAAACUCACUGCUAUGGUGACUUGGGACCCCCCAGCUGCGAAAGAUACUGCAGAUAAAUCACUUGAGGUUAUAUUAGUAGGCCAGGAGCCAGGCACCGACUUUAAGGAGGGAGCAAACAUUAUCCGUUACAAAGUGUACGAUCAAGCCAGGAACAGAGCUGCCUGCAAGUUUAUUGUACGUGUUGAGGUGAGAAGAUGUCCCACUCUACCUCCACCUCUACACGGCUACCUCACCUGCUCUUCUGAUGGGAAUAACUAUGGUGCAACAUGUGAAUACCACUGUGACGGAGGAUAUGAACGGAGGGGUGUAUCUAGUCGCAUCUGCCUGUUCAACCGCAGCUGGGGAGAAGCACCAGCUGAGUGUGUUCCGAUGGAGAUUAAAUCAGAUGUAAAUACGGCCUCCGCUCUCCUGGAUCAGUUCUAUGAAAAGAGGAGGUUGCUGAUCAUGUCUACGCCCAACAUAUCUGACCCAGACUACCAACUGCAGAACAUCAUGAUACAAAAAGCCGACUGUGGAUUAGACCUGCGACAUGUCACGUUGAUCGAGCUCCUGGGCUCCCCGCCUCGUGAGACGGGUCGCAUUAAAGACAGUCUGCUCAGCUCUGAAGUCAUUGAGGGUUUGAGACAAGCAUUCAGAAUCUCCAGAUCCUACUUCAGCAUGGUGCUGCUGGACGAUCUCGGGCUGGACCGAGAGCGCUUCAUCACCCCAAUGGCGUCGGAUGAGCUCUUCUCCUACAUCGACAGCUUCCUGCUGGAUGAAGAGGAACGAGAGAAACUGGAGAGCCACAGAGACUUCUGUGACUAAUUUAAUAAACAUCUCUGGUUUCCACAGUGAUAAACCCAUCAGUAUUACUUAACACAAAAUGAGGAAGGACAAACAACCAGAAACCAGGUCCAGAGGGACACUCGGAGGGAAAAAGAGGACAAGAAGGCAGUUCCUCAUGUCCAAAUGCAAUCACUAUACAACACUGAAGUGCUAGCACUGUUUAUUCUGUCAAAUCAUCAUCUGAAAGGUAUGGAGGUCAGAAAAUGGACAUCACAGCUACAGAAAAUAGAACAAGCUUAAGUAAAACACAGAAAUUACAUUUUACAAACAACAUUUUAACACAUAGAUGCAUAAAAUUAGCCUGGAUGCAUGAUGUGGAUUAGUAGUUUUUGUCAAUGAGCCCGUUAGUAAAUCUGAUAUUUAAAUUAGAAUUAAAAUCAAAAACCACUUCAAAAAAGACUACUGAGGAACACUAGAGUGGACAGAUGUUUUAAUCCAGCUGGUAUCUGAGUGUAAUUCAGAGCUAAGGCAAUCAAGCACGUCUUGGGUUUACUACAUUUUUAUUAGGUGAACAGAACAUUCAAGACAACCUUGAGGUGAACAUGACUCUGAUGACAAAAAGUUAAAAAUCUACAUUUAUAUCUGCAAAUAGACAUUUAAUAAUUUCAAAUAAGGCUUUUUGUGCAAUUUAUAUAAAUAUAUUUUAUGUGAUAGUAUUAAUGUUAAAUAAAAUGGUAUCAAUUAAGCAAAGCGCAAUUUGUUGGAUGCAACACAAGAUAAUACCAGUCUAUAAUGAAUUGUUUUCCCAUGUAUCAGUAAAUUCUGUACACAAUAAUAAAGAAAAUGGUGACACACAA